UUUCAACUCAAAAGUAUCAAAACAAAUAAUAGACUGCUUCUACUUUCGUCCUUGUAGCAUUUAUAAAUUUUCAAUAUUUUAGAUGGGCCAAUUUAUUUACUUACAACUAUCAAAAUUCAAAACUGAUGAAUGGUGAAUUUCAUAUUGGAAAAUGAUGAUAACCAAUAUUAUUCAGCUUUGAAAUUAUCAUGGCAAAAGCAAACCAAUUUUAUGGCUCAAAUCCUGAAAAACUGAUAGCAAAAUGUUCCUUGAUAUCCGAGGAAAGAUUCGUAGUAGAAAUAAAUGGUUUUUGCAAAGAAGCAAUCGACAUUUUCAAAAACAUUCCAUCCAGAGCUUAUGAUCCAAAAACGCAUAAUUGGAAUUUUCAUAUACAAGAUCAUGACCUGGUGAAAAGUAAACUGAUUCCAUUGAGGGCCAAGUUACACACAGAAGAGCUGCCCAAUUAUGUACUGAAAGCUGUACGUACUAAACCAAAGGAGGUGGAAAUUGAUUUUGACAAAAUUGAUCCAAUUCUUAGUAGUACUCUUAUGCCAUUCCAAGUAGAGGGUUUGAGGUUUGGUCUUAGUAAAAAUGGAAGAUGUAUGAUAGCAGAUGAUAUGGGGCUGGGUAAAACCUUUCAGGCCAUGGCAAUAAUGCAUUAUUACAAAGAAGACUGGCCACUACUUAUAGUAACUAAAUCUACUAUCAAAUCUGUCUGGGAAGAGACUAUUGCAAACUAUCUGCCAUCAGUUCCACUUAUGGGUAUUCAGUACAUGGAUUCUGGAAAAGACUACAUUGGAGAUGCUAGAAUUCUGAUAGUCACACAUGAUAUGAUGACAAGAUCAAUACAAAAAUUGCUAGACAGAGAUUUCCUCAGCAUCAUUAUUGAUGAGUCACACAUUCUGAAAAGUUUCAAGUCAAAGUGUUGUCAAGCUGCUACUUUGCUCGCCAGGAAAGCAAGGAGAGUUAUAUUGUUGAGUGGAACACCAGCACUUUCCAGGCCCAGUGAGCUUUUCACACAACUCAGCCUGAUUGAUCCCCAAUAUUUUCAGAAUUUUUUCAAUUUCAGCAAACGUUAUUGUGAUGGCAAAACCACUCAGUUUGGUUGGGAUGCUAAUGGUAGUUCAAAUUUACAAGAACUGGAAGUAAUCCUAGGUAAAAAGUUCAUGAUUAGAAGGACAAAAGAACAAGUGCUAAAAGGGCUUCCUAAAAAAGAAAGAGAAAUACACAUGCUAAACACAAAUCUCAGUCAGUUUCCUGCUGAGGAUAGAGCAGUAUUGGAAAAGCUGGGACAGGAUUAUAUUUCACAACAUGGGUCUAAAAAGCAUUCUCUGCUUUUGACUUUCUUUUCAGAGACUGCCAAAAUCAAAGUUCCUUCUGUGUGUUUAUACAUUCUUCAACUGCUGGAAACCAAAGUGAAAUUUUUGGUAUUUGCUCACCAUCAAGUGAUGCUGGAUGCCAUAGAAAAUGUGGCCAAAGAAAAAAAUGUCAAGUACAUCCGGAUAGAUGGUAAAACAUCGUCCGAUCAAAGGAGGUACUUCAUCAACAAGUUCCAGUUGGAUGACCAGUAUUUGUGCGCCAUUUUGUCGAUAACAGCUGCAAAUGCAGGGAUAACUUUGACAUCAGCCCAGCUGGUGCUUUUCGCCGAACUGCAUUGGAAUCCCAGUAUUCUGAGCCAAGCAGAGGCGAGGGCCCACCGGAUAGGCCAAGAGCACCCGGUGGUGGUCCGCUACCUUCUGGCGCCCCACACGGCCGACGACUCCAUCUGGUCGCUGCUCAUGGACAAGCAGACCACCCUGAGGGGCGCCGGUCUAUGCUUGGACUCCUUCAGGGACGUGGAAGUCCAAAGGACCAAAGCAGAAGGUCACGGGAAGGAUUCGAAAGGUAGGAUGGACAUCAGGAGUUUCAUGACGCCCGGUAGGAAGAGGAAAUUGGAGUCGGAGGAGUUUCCUGAUGACGGGUUGGAUGAUAUGUUGAUGGAGAGGAGCGAAGAGAUAGAAAAUUCGUUGGAUGACGGUUGGGAUGAUGCGUUUUGUGAUAUCGAUAUUUGAUAGGUUAGGGACGAUUAUUAUAUUUAUUUG
This is a messenger RNA of Phaedon cochleariae (mustard beetle), 2060 nucleotides long. Lineage: Eukaryota; Metazoa; Arthropoda; Insecta; Coleoptera; Chrysomelidae. The record is from the annotation of a GenBank genome assembly.